Molecule: messenger RNA, 6484 nt
Organism: Leptopilina boulardi
Lineage: Eukaryota; Metazoa; Arthropoda; Insecta; Hymenoptera; Figitidae
Gene: Hr39
Product: nuclear hormone receptor FTZ-F1 beta
Exons: 6
Coding region: 606-3200 (864 amino acids)
Biological process (GO): tissue development; regulation of transcription by RNA polymerase II; hormone-mediated signaling pathway
Cellular component (GO): RNA polymerase II transcription regulator complex
Molecular function (GO): RNA polymerase II cis-regulatory region sequence-specific DNA binding; zinc ion binding; nuclear receptor activity
Source: RefSeq, a predicted model, not a curated record
UGCAUGUGACAGACAGUCCCUCUAGCGGCUAUGCACUGUAUCACAUUUUUCCGUGCAACCACAGUCAGCCAACAACCAGCAGUUUGAGCUCGUGACGGAGUGGAGUGUUGCUGGAGCGCAACACGGCGAGUCCGAGAGGUAGCCAGUAACACGAAAGGCUUGUAACUCGUUGUAACAUAACGAGGUGUGCCGUUUUGAGGUCUACAUCUGGUUUGCCUGUUACCUACGUAGUACCAGCAGCAACAGCAGCAGGGACUGAGAACCAGUGCGGACGUGAAAGUGCCGUGUGUCGUGUGUGUCUCAUAUAUCGAAAAACCUCAAGGAACAAGAUUAAGUACGAAGAACGUCUUGAUUUAGGAUUUCAAUCAACAAAUGUGUCUUAGUGUUUUGGACCAUCACAAAAAAAAAGAACAACACGGCAUGAGAUCGAAGCAAUGGUAGGGGCCUUUGGCAUCAUAGAACGGGAAUUGUAAUCGUUUAGAGGAGAUUGAGGAUCGUCCUGCCAGGCUGCUCAGGAUGCUGAGAAGCAUCGUUGUCAACCUGGGGCAUCGCCGACUAAAAGCGCGAAUUAUUGCCAGCGUGCGGCGAAUCGCAGCCAGCUGAGAAUGUCAGAGCAAAAUGGGCCCACAGAGGGCCCGGGUUGGUGGCCCCCGGCGCAAUCAUGGAAGUUACAAUCGUCAAUGCCAUCCCGUACCUCGGAGGCUGGGAAGAACGUCUCCGUCACGACCAUUAACGUGCUACCGGCUCACGAGAUGCACGAUGGUAAAAGUGUAUGCAAGUAUCUGGGUGGACAGAAUGGCGUGACGGUAUCAGUAGUAUCGAGCUGUGGAUCCGGUGUCAUUGAUUCCGGCACCAGCAUCGGGUCCACAGAAUCAACAAACGUUAACGACGUAGAGGAUAGUGAUGGGGAAGUGAGUAAAAUCGACUUCCGCGGGGUUAAUUUGCGCACAAAGAAAAAGCACGACAACGAAAGCUGUAAUGAUAAUUUACAGCAACAACCAGAAAGGCCCAUGUCCUGGGAGGGUGAACUAUCAGAUCAAGAAAUGUCUUCCAACACCAUUACAAAUCAAGACCUUGAAGAAACAUCUAUGGAAGGAGUUCAAGUUUGUAGUGCAAGUCCUGGACCACAAGAACAAAAAUUUCCAAUAAAACCGGAGCCGGAUUUCCGGUCUAGUCCGGGACUAACACAUGGUUUGAAUGACACUAUUCUGCCUUUAUCACACGCUCAACAAGUUCAACAACAUCAACGUUUGGAAAGCUUGGAGCAGACACAACAAAAUGAUUUACCUUUACUUGUUGGAAAGCUCCUUGGAGGUUAUAACAGCUCGACUCCUAAUCACAGCCCUGUACUCAAUCCAAGGCAUCAUCUCACUAAACACAGUCACACCAGAUCACAGGUUCCAUCACCCGAUUCCGCGAUUCAUUCAGCGUACAGUGUAUUCAGUUCGCCAACACAAAGUCCACAUGCAGCAAGACAUUCGGCACUGGGUCCAGGGAGUCCAGUACCAUCGUCAUCAUUAUCUCUGUCACGUCACAGUUUUAAUAAUUCAACAUCAUCACUAUCUUUGUCACUUUCACAUUCACUGUCGCGAAACAAUUCGGAUGCAUCAAGCAGUUGUUACAGUUAUGGAUCACUAAGUCCUCCGACACAUUCACCAGUUCAACAACCCAGACAUGCACAUCCACAACAUCAUCAUCAAGUCGCUCAAGGUAGUCCUUUACAUCUACCGGCAUCAUCCACUGGAAGUCAUCAUUAUUCAGCACCAGGUUCCGAGAUCUCUUCCGAGGGUCAUCCUGACGAUCAAGACGAUUGUAGAAUACCCUCGGCACCCACUGGUAUUUCAACAAGACAACAAUUAAUCAAUAGUCCCUGUCCAAUAUGCGGUGACAAAAUUAGUGGUUUUCACUAUGGUAUUUUUUCCUGUGAAUCGUGCAAAGGCUUUUUCAAGAGAACAGUACAAAAUCGUAAAAAUUACGUAUGCCUAAGAGGUGUCGGUUGUCCAGUGACAGUCGCGACAAGAAAAAAAUGUCCAGCUUGCCGCUUUGACAAGUGUCUCAAUAUGGGAAUGAAACUCGAAGCAAUAAGGGAAGAUAGAACAAGAGGUGGUCGAAGUACCUAUCAGUGUACAUAUACACUGCCAGCGAAUCUCAUUGGUAGUCCUGCCGGCGGGAUGUCUGGUGAUAAAAUGACAGGUGGAUCUUGUAGUCCUGCACCACCAGGUUCAGAGCAUCAUCAUCAAAUGAGACAUCAUUCGAAUCAUUCACAUAAAAUGCAAGCAGUGCCACAAUUAUUACAAGAUAUUAUGGAUGUUGAACAUUUGUGGCAUUAUAAUGACAAUGACAGAGUUGGCGGAAGUCAAAAUAGUACAUCAGGUGGGAAUGGUAGCGGAAGUUGUGGAAGCGGUGAUUCACUAGUGGGUGGUGGAGGAGGAGGAGGAGGAACUGCAAAUGGAGCAACUGGUACAAAUGGAAAUAUCAAUAGUGGCGAAUCUGCGAGGCCUAGUUCCACUGGAUCGUUACCGGCAAAUAAUCACGAUCAUCAACAUUCAUCAACAAAUGUUAAUGCAACAAUUACACCCAAUCCUAAUGGUAAUCCAACACAGCAUCCCGACUUUUUGUCAAACUUGUGCAAUAUCGCUGAUCAUAGACUGUACAAAAUUGUCAAAUGGUGUAAAAGCCUGCCUUUAUUUAAAAACAUCUCAAUUGAUGAUCAAAUUUGUUUACUCAUCAAUUCAUGGUGUGAAUUGUUGUUGUUUUCAUGCUGUUUUCGAAGUAUGAGUACACCCGGAGAAAUACGUGUGUCAUUAGGAAAAUCUAUUACUUUAGAGCAAGCGAGACAACUUGGUUUAGCGACAUGCAUCGAGAGGAUGCUUACUUUUACAAAUAAUCUCAGGCGCCUCAGGGUGGAUCAAUACGAAUAUGUUGCAAUGAAGGUGAUAGUACUAUUGACAUCGGAUACAAGUGAAUUAAAAGAACCCGAGAAGGUGAGAGCUUCUCAGGAAAAAGCACUUCAAGCACUACAGCAAUAUACAAUCGCCAGGUAUCCAGAAAUGCCAGCAAAAUUUGGCGAAUUGCUUCUCAGGAUUCCUGAUUUGCAAAGAACGUGCCAAGCAGGAAAGGAAUUGUUAAGCGCUAAACGUGCCGAGGGUGAAGGUUGUUCGUUUAAUCUUCUAAUGGAAUUAUUACGUGGGGACCACUGAAAAUGUCGAAUUAAUCUUAAACGGACAAUAUUUUUUAUUGCUAAGCAGGAAAUUCCGAACUGAUAAUCGAGAUAAGAUGUACAGUAGGAGUCCAAGACGAUAGCAGAUUAAAAGAUGUGAUAAAAAAAAACCCGAUGCGUGAAGGACGCUUCGAGUAUAUUCUUCCUUUGCGAUUUUUCAGAUUCCAUACUUAUGCGACCCAUAAGUCUCCGGGAAUCAGGUUUUAGAUUAUAGGCGAGAAUGAGUGGUGUUUUUUUUUAUUUUUUUAUUUUUUUUUUUUAGAACCCUGACUGUUAAAUGUGCGAUAGUAAUGCGAUAAAGUUAAUUUUUGGUGAGGGGACUACAAAUCUAGGAGGACUAUUUUAGAAUAGGCUGAUAGAUGACAUACUUCGGAUAAUAUAUAUAUACAUAAACAUAUAUAUAUAAAAUUAUAAAUAUAUAUGUAAAAUAUAGAUAUAUAUUUUCUACUGAAAUGCUUCCAUAUGAGGCCUGCAUUCCUGCCUUUUUAAAAUACAGGAGUUUCAAAGAGGCCUAUGGUUUGCUCGUAACGUCCAACGUGCAUUCAAAUGCACAAAGAAAAAAAAAAUCUCAACUAUGAUUACACAAAAUGUUUAAUUAAAAACUGAAUUAUACAUUUUAAAAAUGUUUAUAUUUUAUUUUAUUCAUUUCACUGAUUUUAAAAUACAAUUUUUUCUGUGAAAUUAAAAAAACAAAUUGUAAUCGUAGAAAAAAGGUUUUUUUUUUUCUGUGUGCAAAGCGAGAUUGAUUGAGACUGAUAAACGAAUAUGAGCGCACAUUUCAUAAUUUUCAGUUGAUAAAAUUGUUUUUUCACUAUAUAUAUAUAUUAAUGCAAAGACAUUGAAUUUAAAAAUUAUAGUCAAUUUUGCAAGUCAAAAGAGUGGAGAAAAAUGAUUAUUAUUCGAAAAAAUCAAAGUGCUCUCUAAUUUCGUGAUUAAAGAACAAAAAAAUCAAAGAUAAUACAAAAAAAUAGAUUAUCACUUUUGUUUCCACAACUCUUUUGAAUUCAAUAAAAAUUGUUUCUAUCAAAAAAUAAAAUUUUUUGAUACUUUUUAUAAAAAAAAUAGUAUUUUUUGAGGAUUUUUAUACAAUUUUUAUGCUAAUUGGAUUGAUAUAUUAGAUACGAUAUGUGGGCGAGAAUCUAUAAUUUUCUGCAAAAUAAUGUGCAUUUCAGUGUAAAUGAGAAAGUAAAAAAAAAAUGAAAUGAGCAAAUAUGGGUCGCAGAGUGGUUAUUCGUGUCCUAUAGGAGGACCAAUUUUUUUUUUUUUUUUGUACGGUUAAACCAGUAUUUUAUAUUACUUUACGAUUACUUAAGAUCAAAGCAUAAUCUUUUGCAUCCUGGUUACGAAAAUGUACUUAAAAAGUCAUUCGAUAGAUUUUGUACUUUUAAUUAUUACUAAUUAUUAUACAAAGGAGAUAUAUCUCAUUUUGAUCCACUAUUUUAAACAUACAUAGACGUGUUUUAUUUUACAAAACAUAGUUUUUCUAAUCCUAAAAAGGGACGAUAAAUUUUCAAAAGACAAAUUACAGUAAAAAAAUUUUCGACUUUUUAAAAAAAUGUCGAAUUAAAAGAAAUUUUCAUAUUAUAAUUUUGUGUUUUUAAAAAAAACAAUUUCUAAAAUUGUUACGCAAUAAUUAAUUUUUAUUCAUCAGUUUAAAACUGUAUGAAAUUCUUUUUAAAUUAUUAUUUUUAUAUUCCAAAUUUAAAUGUUUUAAACAUUACAAAUAUUUUUUUUCCAUUUCCUUUAUUGAUUUAGUUUUCGCAAUAAAAUACAAUUUCGAGAAUUAGAGAUUCUCUUUUAAUCAAAAAAGAAGAAGUUUAAAUUUUAAAUUCAAGUUUUCUUAUUGUAAUUUACAAGCAACUCUCACGAAUUUCUCCGAGUUUUUGAACAACAUUCAAAAACAUUUUUCAGAGAUGUUCGUAUUAUAUUUCCAAAAAAAAAAAACGCGAAAUAAAAAAAAAAUUACAGACUAACAAGAAAUGAAUAAAGUUGUAUUGUAUCAAUACAAUAUUUUAUUGACUUCAAGAUUUGUUAAAAAAUGCAAUUUAAAUUAUAAAUAAUUCAAUAAAAUAUUUUAAGAUAUAUAUUAAUUUUUUUUUUAAUUAAUUAGAAUUCUUGAAUUUCUAAUUAUAAACUUGAAUAAAACUCAACUAUCGCCCUUUGUAGGAUAGAGAAAAAAAAUUUAUGUAACAAAUCUAAAAAUUAAUUAUUAAUUUAAAAAACAAAGGCAUAUAGUAUCGACAAAUUUUUACAUUUAUAAUGAAUUUUAAUUCCACGUACGUCUGGUUCAAAGUAUAACUUUUAUUUUCUAAAAAAAAAAAAAACACGAAACGUUUAAGAAAACAAAAAAAUAUUUUCCGUACUAAUUUGGAUGCUUUUUUCAAAUUAGUUUUAUUGCGAUAUUUAAAUAUUACUUAAUAGUCGUAAUGAAAAAUAGGAAAAAAAAAAUGUCCAGUAUUCAUGAUUCAUAAUGAAUUGGUAUUAAAAAAAAAAAAAACGUUUAACGAAUGUUGUAAUAUUGACAUUAGAUGAGUAGGUCAAGUUUAAACGAAAAAAAAAAAUAAAUUAAAAUGUUGUAAAUAUCUAAAUUAAAGGAGAAAAAAAAUAUAUAUAUAUACUUUGUGCCGCGUCGAGUGCCUGAGAAGUAUGAGAGAAAUAAUUGUGCGCUAUGAGCGAACGCUUUAAUUAUCUAAGAUGAAAGUACGCGAGAGAAUGUGUAGAAUUCUAGAUAUAUGAAAAAAGUUAGAUAUUUGUCUGUUAAAAAAAAAAAUAACUAUUCUAUAUGUUUAUAAUUGAUGAUAUAAUUAAUUCUACAUCCCUCGACUAUAUUAGAUUGCAAACGUACUGCAAUUUUUUUUUUUUUUUAAAUUGUUUUUUAUACAAAUUAAGAAUGUUAAAAAAAUUUUAUUUAUCGACUAACAAUAAGUGAUAAAAACGUCCUCAAAUUUAAAUUGCAGUUGAUUUAAAAUAAAAAUUAUAAUUUUCUUAAAGUUCUGAAUUUUCAUUCAACAAGUGAAAUUUUCAAUUUUAUUUUUAAAAUUCAAUUUUUUAAUCCAAUAUUUUAAAAAUAAAGUUUUAAAUACUAAAAUCAAAAAACAAAAAAUUUUAAAAUAUUUAAAUCAAAAAAAAAAAAUUCAAAUGCGAAUGUUCAGAACUUUGUAAAAAAAAAGUAGAGAAUGGUUUAAUAGUCUUGACAAUUUCACCGUUUUGUUUUCAUUUUUCGCCGAAAAUAUAUUGUUAUUACAAAUUUUUAAAAUAGAAAAA